This is a messenger RNA of Cornus florida, 733 nucleotides long. RefSeq names its product protein PLANT CADMIUM RESISTANCE 2-like. Lineage: Eukaryota; Viridiplantae; Streptophyta; Magnoliopsida; Cornales; Cornaceae. The transcript has 4 exons. The record is from RefSeq and is a predicted model, not a curated record. Bases 43 to 606 code for a protein of 187 amino acids.
UACUCUCUCUCCACCAUAUUCCCAUCAAACGAUUUUAAGAACAUGUCGACACCAUCAGCACCACCACAAGCACCACCGCCGGCUGAACUUACUUCCCAUUUCAAAUAUCCGGCAACAACCACCGCCAUUCCGGUGAAAAUGACAAGUCAGAACAAUCCUACAAACGCUUCUGCAACCACUGACUCUCAUUCUCCGGUAACUUGGUCGACUGGUCUCUGCGAUUGCUUCGACGAUGUUAGCAGUUGUUGCUUAACAUGCUGGUGCCCAUGUAUUACAUUUGGUCGAAUAGCGGAAAUUGUUGACAGAGGAUCGACAUCAUGCGGAGUGAGUGGAGCAUUGUACAUGCUAAUAAUGUGCUUGACGAGUUGCUCGUGUCUGUAUUCGUGCUUCUAUCGCCCCAAAUUGAGGGGACAGUAUUUCUUGGAGGAGAGCCCGUGCACAGAUUGCUGCGUUCAUUGUUGCUGCGAGGGAUGUGCUCUCUGUCAAGAAUAUAGAGAGCUCAAGAAGCAGGGAUUCGACAUGUCCAUAGGGUGGCAUGGGAACGUGGAAAGGCGAAAACGAGAGGUGUCAGUGCCUCCAGCAGUUCAAGAAGGCAUGAAUCGUUAGAGCUGAAGAUGUGCUUUUGUUUAAUAUUUAUAUGUCCUGAUUGUGAUGAUUUAUAGUAAUAAUCUUUGCCUUUUGGAUUGAUAUAUAUGUUAUAUAUACUACUUUAACAGUGUUGUAGUAAGUUUAA